ACGGUCGUGUUUUUCCAUUAUGCGCAGGGAGCUGCAGUUCCGCCGCUAGCUUCACAUCCCCGCCAUCAUCUUUCGGGAGCUAGUCCUAACAAUGAUGUUGAUCAAUGCUCUUAAAGAUCUCAAUAGUCUACCUGCAUCUGAAAGCAAGAAUGAUGACUCCAGUAGAGGGUGUUUUACAAAACCUUGCAAUGGGAACAUGAAUGAAAAUGUUGAAGAGAAGCAGAGGGAGAAGUCUUCUCCCAUUCAUGUUAAUGGAGGUGAAACUGUAAAUUCUGGAGUAGAGGUAGCAAAUUCAGAAAUAGAAUUCAUUGAAUAUGAGAACUUGAGUGAUCUUGAAGACAUUGAUACAAGUCUCAAGAAAUCCUUGAAUUUGAGCCAAGGAAUCAAUGUGCUUUUCACGAAGUGUUCUGCAACUGGUGUUGAGGGAAUUAAAACAUAUGGAAUUGACAGAUUGAUCCAAGUAGCUGCAUCCCAGCACAUUGAUCAACAUCCUGAGUCCAGGGAGGCUUGCUCAAACCUUUCUUCUGGAGUGUCAAACUGUAUACAAGAAAUCCUAUUGUCUCUUGUCAGCAACAGUACACAAGCAUCCAGAGUUGGACUCUUGGAAGCACUUUCGUCAAUCUAAACUCUCUCCUUUAAGCGCACAGGCUAUGCUUCGGGUCACCAACACCAAUGUUGCUUAGGAGGGGCUUGUUGUUAGUUCAUGACACAAGUUACUGUUGGGAAAAAUGACGUAGCGAAAUAAAAUAAUUCUUGUGAA
Rubroshorea leprosula is the source of this 760-nucleotide messenger RNA. Lineage: Eukaryota; Viridiplantae; Streptophyta; Magnoliopsida; Malvales; Dipterocarpaceae. The record is from the annotation of a GenBank genome assembly.